Messenger RNA from Leptosia nina, 1326 nucleotides. The record is from the annotation of a GenBank genome assembly. NCBI's taxonomy places the organism in Eukaryota, Metazoa, Arthropoda, Insecta, Lepidoptera, Pieridae.
AUGCUCGCGCAGUCAAAUAACACAGACGCUUCCUUCGAAGAUGAAUUUAAUAAACCCGUGGAAUCGAUAAUGCGAUGCGAAGAAUUCAAGAGUAAUUUUGCCAGGAAACUAUCAAACCGAUACAUUUCCUGGUCACCGGCUGCUAAAUCCAAGCCAGAUUCAGCACUGAAGUUAUGCCCGAAAGACAUGCAGAAUGAAAAUGUACCAGAAAGAAUUGAGCAGUGUUCUCAACUUUCAUCGAGUAGCAUUUUGGAGCAAAGCGGAGAGGUGGUUAAGCCACCAGAUAAAAGUGUUAGGGAUAACGAGAUCCAUUAUACAGAAGUAAAUGCUUUGAAUAUGGAAGUGGAUACUCUAAGGUGGCAACUGGCUCAGACCGAAGCGAACAGGCAAAUGCAUAUAGCUUUACUUAAACAAAUAGUCACUUUCCUAAACAGAGUAAAGGAACACAUUGAAUGCCAGAAAAGUGAGCCAAUACACAAAGAAGAAAAAAUCUUUCCAAAGAUUGUACAAAAGUCACACAAUUUCAGUGACUUGCCUCGAUCAAAAUCUGUCUUUCACGUUGACAAACAUCUAGACGUUAUAAGCCCCACCAAGAAAAUCAGUACAAGAAAAAUCAGCAAAUCUAUAAGUAAUGUAAACGGACACAAGGAUUGCAGUAACAUUUGGGGAAAUUCAAAGCUGUCUUUGGUUUCUGAAAACGAAAUCGCUCAUAAGCUUACCGAGGAGAUGUCGAGGUUGAUAACUCUUGCCAAUACUGUGCUAAGUACAAAAAUACCUGACCUUGUAUGCGCCAGUCCUGGAAAUAGCCAUGAAAAUUUCCUGCAACUUAACGACGAUACUAAAAUUGAUGACACAGUACAAAAUGACACGAACGAUAAUCAAAGUUUCGUCUGUAAAAAAAGUGACUCGGAGAGUUUGACUAUAAAGUAUAACAGUCUGCCCUAUAAAGACUAUUCUAAGGAUUCUAUAUCGGAUGUCUUGAACACAUCCCAAGCUUCCUUCAAUGCGUUAAGAAGUGACUCCAACGAGACGAAACGUGAAAAUACGGAUUCUCCAAAUAGUUUAAUUUCAGCUGAAGUGAAACCUUUUGCACUGAAUAAAAAGAUUGAGUACAAUUCUGUUUCAAACUUUAUAGAAGACGAAAGUGGUUUUUCGUCUAUGAGCUCCUUUCAAGAAAUCGGGAUUCCGAUAAUUAGCAUUAUUCCCCCAUCACCCGACAAAGAAAUCGCAUACAUGGGCGAAUUUACAGAUAUAAACGAAACUGAAAAGUGGAAGACUGAUUCUAUCGAAUUCGAUAAGCAAAGUGUCAAGGUUUUUUGGGUAUAA